Messenger RNA from Exserohilum turcica Et28A, 1461 nucleotides. RefSeq lists its product as uncharacterized. The transcript has a single exon. NCBI's taxonomy places the organism in Eukaryota, Fungi, Ascomycota, Dothideomycetes, Pleosporales, Pleosporaceae. Gene Ontology annotation, cellular component: membrane. The record is from RefSeq and is a predicted model, not a curated record. Gene Ontology annotation, biological process: transmembrane transport. The coding region runs from base 1 to 1461 and encodes 486 amino acids. Gene Ontology annotation, molecular function: transmembrane transporter activity.
AUGACCAAGCAUCUUCCCAGCCGUUGCUCGUCCAACGAGUCAAUUCGAGAGGUCCCCAAUGAAGAAGAGCAGGAAGCCAUCAUUGGCGCUGAGAGACAUGCAAUUGAGGAGGAAUGGUCCAACGGCAUCCGCUUCAAGGUCGACCUUCGCCUCUGCAGCAUAGCAGGCAUCCUAUGCUCGCUCAACCUACUCGAUAGCGGCGUCAUUUCCAGUGCGUCCGUCACAUCCAUGCUCAGCGACCUGGAGCUCGACGUCGGCAACAGAUACUCCGUCUCCAUCUUUAUCUUUACCAUUGCGAGCAUUGCGUUCCAGCUGCCAUCGACUAUUGCCGUCAGGACAUUCGGCCCGAGAAUCUGGUUCGCCUUCAUCACCUUCUGCUUCGGCAUCAUCACGCUCUGCACGGCCUUUGUACAGACUUGGCGGCAGAUGAUUGCACUUCGCAUUCUCCUUGGUAUUUCCAUGUCGGGCAUCUACCCAGGCCUGACCUAUCUCAUUUCCACAUGGUACACGCGGAAAGAGCAGCAGCUUCGCUUUGCGCUGAUGCAGAGCGGAGAGGUCAUUGUGCUAGCAACAGGCGGCAUCGUCAACUUUGGCCUCAACCAGCUGGACGGCAGAUAUCUGAAAGGAUGGCAGUGGAUGUUCGUUGUGCAGGGCAGCAUCACUGCCUUCAUCGGCAUCCUGACGUACUGGUGGAUGGUGGAUUUUCCAGAGCAUGCACACAAGUCCUUUUACUUCCUCACGCCACAUGAAAGCUCCGUAGCAUCGUCUCGAAUCGAGAGAGAUCGCGGCGAUGUGCAGCCAGACCCGUUCAAAUGGAGCAAGGUCUUCGUACAUGCCACAGAUGCAAAGGUCUAUGGUUUUUGCACACUGUACUUUCUGCAAAACCUCGUCUCGACCUCGCUGUCCUAUUUUCUCCCAAUCAUCCUCCAGGGCGGUAUGGGCUUCAGCUCCAACAAAUCCAUCCUCCUCUCGGCGCCGCCAUACUACUACGCUGUUAUUCCUGCCAUUCUGUCUUCAUUGGUGGGCGACAAGCUGCAGUUGCGAGGGCCAAUCAUCGUGUUCAACUGUCUGUCUCUGAUUGUGGGAUUCUGCAUGCUUGGGUUUUCGAACCAGGUCACAGUGAGAUACAUUGGGACGUAUCUCGCUACUGGUGCGUAUGUGGCUAACUGGGCUGCCAUGGCAACGUACCAGGCGAACAAUGUUGUGGGACAAUGGAAGAGGGUGUUCACGGCUGCCAUGGUUACAGCCUUCAAUGGCGCAGGAGGCAUUGCCGGGAGCUUCAUUGUCCGACAGCCCGAGAGUCCGAGAUACAUGACCGCCAUCUGGGUUAGUAUCGGGAGCCACAUUAUGAUUAUUGGCUUGAUUGGCGUCUUCUCACUGCACUUCUACUGGGCGAACCGAAGCCAGAGCAAGGGCAAGCGCAUCUUGGAGGGCACAGAGGGUUUCCGGUUUACGUAUUGA